AUGAGCGUAUGGCCAAGUAGCUCCCCUAAAGAAUUCACUAUUCUAAAACGUUAUAAUAAACAUAAGAAAAUAAAACUAGAGGAAAGUGAAAUAGUCAAUACACUUAUAGUUCCUGAAGUUAAUAUUUUUAUUAUUUUAACCCUAGAUCGUAUUUUAAUUUACAAUUUUAAACCAACUGCAUUAGUGGCAUGCCAUGAGAGAACAGAAUCUUCAAUUAAAGAGCUUGGCACAAAUGUAACGAUGACUUCAUCUUCUUUACUACUUAUUGAUGAAUCCAAUGCUACUUACUCUAAUGAAACCCCUUUUUAUAAACAAUAUCAUAAAGGUAAGACUGUCGUGUAUGUAAGAACUGAGAAAAACAGUCUGUUGGUUUAUCAAAUAUUAAGAGAUACAAAUAGUAAAAAUGUAUUUAAAGACUAUGGUAUACCAGUCAUGGAUAUAGCUGAUAAAUGUAAAAAUUUUGAUCCUAAAAUCUAUGAUAAUAUAAACGAUAAUAUUUUGAAGGUUGUUAAUUCUUCUAAUAAUAAUAUCAUUAUACAAAAUGGAUAUCAAAUCAAGGAAGAUAUUGGCUAUUUCCCAAAAAUAAAAUUAACUGUAGAAGCGCAGGAGGCUAUUGGUAUUAAAAGAUUAGAAUUGAGAUUAAAGACGAUUUUUAAUUUAGACCAUGAAGUCAUUGACAUGAUGGCCCUGAAAAAACUGGAAUCUAAUGGCAUAGGCUCGUCAGAUCUGGUAGUUCUUUUGUCUUCAACUGGCUUACAAUGUAUAAAUAUUUCGAAGUUUAAAAUUAAAAAAUCAGAUUUCAUACAUAUUAAGAAUGGUAUUAAGCUAGUUGUUGGAGGUUCAGAGGUUUUUGCAUUAUCCGCAAAUAAAGAAUUAAGCAGUGACAAUUCAGAUAAAAAUGAAAUAAAAUACACAAUAAAUUCUAUUGAUCUUUCCAAUAGACUUGCUACUCCAAUACAUGAUUUACCAUUCCUAGAUGAUUUAAAAAGUACUUUUGUAUUUAAUGACAAAUUAGUUCUAUUAACUUUUCAAAAAUUAGACUUUUUUAGUUUAGAAACUGGUGAACUUUUUAUGAGUUGGAGCCCAGGUUUCAAAAUAAAAUUUGGCAAAAGUUUAAAUACAAACAUAAUAGUAUUGAUUUCUGAGGAUAAUACUAUUUAUUUUUAUACAGAGUUUGGGAAUCUAAUAUAUUGCAACAAAAGAGAAGAUGGUUAUAAGUCGGUGUUUGACUUAUCUGAUUUCAUUUACUUUGAUAAGACAUUCAUCACAUUCAGUAAAAUAAGUAGCUAUCAAGUGUGGGAUUGUUGGGAAGAACUAAAACAAACUCAAUUUAAUUUUAAUUCACCUCAGCCAUUUGUUAUGAACAACUCGAACAACGAUAUUGCAUUUGUCUCGAAUUAUUUUGAUUCCUCUCUUAAUAAUAAUGGUUUCCAGAUAAUUAAACUUCCUACUCGUACGAUAAAUAACUGCAUUCCUCUUAUAAGGAUAAAUAGUGCUUCGAAAUUAUUAGCAAUAUAUAUAUCUAAUAAAGAUAUACUACUAUUGCAAAAUAUUGAAAUAGGUAUUUGGUAUAGUUUUGCUGACCAAUCUAUAAUUGAUAUGCAAUGGCUAGGGAGCAACUACCUAAUUUGUCAUAUUAAUGCAAAGGAUGGAAAUACAUUUUUGCAGUGUCUUCAUAUCCCACUAGAAUAUGUAAAUCGUAAGACUUAUUCUGAAUUUAUAAUUUGGGAACACAAAGUCCCAGCAAACGUUAAAGAUUUCAAAUAUUUUACAAAUGUUUUAUCCCAACCUCGGAAUAUUCCUGUCACUGAAGAUAAUAUAAAGGUUAAGGAAAAAUUAUGCGUCACUGGUGAAUUGAUUUUAAUUUAUGAUAACUAUAUUAAAGUAAUCGAUGUAAUCUCAGUACAACAUCGGGUGGGAUUGCAGGUUAUUCAUAGCUUUGCCUCAAGCUUAGAAAUUAACUGUCCCCAUCCCUUGGUAUAUAAAAACAUUUCAUGGUUAACAUUUUACAAGGACGGAUUUUUAGUACACUCAAAUGAUGGACUAUAUAAACUUUCUAAAGAGGGAGCAAAUUCAGAUUGGUCUGUGGUACUCUUGGCUACUAAUAUAGAAAGAAUAUUGGAUGUAAUGAACGAUAGCAUUUUCUUAAUUCAAAAGAACGCAUGUCUAUUGUAUAAGUUCAGAGAUUUGUGGGAAGGUAAACCUAAACCAUUAUCCAUUGGAAUUGAUGAUGAAUUUUACCCAAUAUAUAUUCAUGAUGAUUAUGCUGCUAUCCGAGGACUGCAUGUUGUCAAUAAAUCUCAUACGUUAAAGCUGCUUGUAAAACAUAAAAUUUAUUUGGAUGAGGUAAUAAGGUUUAGUUUAGAAGAUGAUGUCUCACCAGAGGAUAUUGCUAGCAAAUAUAUGUCACUGGAGUACUAUGACUUUGCCCUCGAGAAAAUAUUGUCAUAUUCAAUUCUUAAAAAUGAAGCAUCAGAAAAACUAGUCAAUUUAAUUCGGAUUUCAGAUAACAUGUCAGUAAAUGAAGGGAGAUUGUAUAAAAACUCCAAAUUAUUGAAAAUUUUUAGUUAUUCUUUGAGAAAAAUUGAGCCAAAGUAUUGGGAUAAGCUAUUUGAUAUAUUUGAGGUAAGUCCAAAAGAUUUAUUAAAAAUGUGCAUAGCAACAAAUAAUAUUAAGAUAUUGGGACUCCUUCUCAUUGUAUUCUUAAACUACGAUGAAUCUGAUCUAAGUGAAAAUUUCGCUGAUGAAAUUGAAGAAACAAAUCAAUUGGUUAAUAUAAGAUCAAUAGAAUCCACUAAAUUUGGGUCUGUGACAACUGCGAUGAAAGAUGGCAAGUUAAUGUUGGAGAUAUUACGAAUUUUAGUAACUAGUGCUUCUAAAUCAAAAGAAAUUCAAUCAGCAACAGAACUUUGGGAAAUGUGUUUUCAAUUAAUAAGGCUACUAAAAAGUUUGGAUAAAGAGAAUAAGACUAAUUUAACGACAACGGCAAUAGAAUUUUGUGCAUAG
Tetrapisispora phaffii CBS 4417 is the source of this 3006-nucleotide messenger RNA. RefSeq lists its product as uncharacterized. The record is from RefSeq and is a predicted model, not a curated record. The transcript has a single exon. Gene Ontology annotation, biological process: intracellular protein transport; retrograde transport, endosome to Golgi. The coding region runs from base 1 to 3006 and encodes 1001 amino acids. Gene Ontology annotation, cellular component: Ric1-Rgp1 guanyl-nucleotide exchange factor complex; cytosol; Golgi membrane. Lineage: Eukaryota; Fungi; Ascomycota; Saccharomycetes; Saccharomycetales; Saccharomycetaceae.